Molecule: messenger RNA, 2880 nt
Organism: Halichondria panicea
Lineage: Eukaryota; Metazoa; Porifera; Demospongiae; Suberitida; Halichondriidae
Exons: 11
Coding region: 2277-2699 (140 amino acids)
Source: RefSeq, a predicted model, not a curated record
CAAUUAUGACGUCAGUUCUGGACACGUGAUAGUAAUAGUAGCUGGAUGAUGGGCUUAUAAUCGAGUGAAAAUACCCUCGUGCAAGAACUUCGAGGCAAAAGAGGGGAUGGGCGUUUAUUCAAGAUGGGCUUAUUUUCGCGACGGUACGGUAUAGCUACAGCUAGCUCAUGUUUGGAUCCUUCGCAGCCAGGUAGCUAGCCCAGUUUAAGGUACCACCAGUGUCGGUGGUGCAGGCCGAAGGUGUGGACGCAGUCUGUAUCUUGGUGCUGUAAACCACAGUUGGGGAAUCAAUGGAACCUUUCCAGCAGAAGGCAAGUACCCAACUGACGUUACUCGUACCCAAGCAUCUGGUAAUACCCCAGCAACACUGACCAUCCCAGCCACAGCACAUUACAACAAUACUGUGGUGCUGUGUAGAGUUGAAGGAGGGCUCAGGCUGACCGAGAAUGCUACCUUGACGAUAUUUGCAAUUUCUGCUAAAACAAGUAUAUAAUGAUACGGAUAUUAUCAUUUUGUCAUGGGCUUACGUUUACUACCAACCUCACGUACUGUGUGAACUUCAACAAAAUGACAAUUGUCUGCAAUAAGACACUUCCUCCAGUGUGUGGACUUACAGAGACGCAGUACACUUUACAUAUCCCAACCACAAUCGGUAUGACAAUUUUUUUUCACGGUGACUCCUGUUGAUGGAGGGAAUCAGAUGAAAGGAACAGCUAUAGUGAACCAGUUGCUGGAUCAUUUACAUCAGCUAGAGGUGUAAGAACAGUUGUCAGCCAAGAAGAAGACUCAGAUAAAAAAUGUGUGAUGUUUGAAGCAAUGGUCCCUGAAUGUACACUGUUUACUUUGUAUCGAGUGGAAUUUGGAUCACUACUAGUAGGAUUCUAAGAGUGGUGCUCUUAACGCAUCUGGAAAUGUUUCAAUCACCUUCUCACUUCCUACUGACAUUCUAACAAAUAUCUCUGUGCUGUGCUGCUAAUGGAAUUGACCUGAUGUUUGAAAGUUUAUUAAGUACUAGUGAUAUUCAAAGACUUCUACCUGAGACUGAUUGUUCCGAAAGCAUCAGUGUUUGUGCAUGGUCGUAUUGAAUAUGCUGUGGAUUCUUUUUCUCUUGGGGCUCUAAUGUAUUUAGUUCCCAUCACAAGUUAUCAUGCACAAGUGAGUCCAGCAGCAUUAUGUUGGCUGUGCCAAGGAGUACGGGUGAUAGUUUCAGUAUCAGUCACAUACCUCCUGGAAGAUACAGUCUCCUUGCUUUUGACCUGGAGAACAACCGUCUGCCAAGAAUGCCACUCUCUCUAGCAUCUACAAGUGAAAUACUGGAAGUGAGUACGUCACGAGGAACUGCUGCUCCCCUGCCCAAUAGUGUAGGAAUCACUGCCGUUAAGUUACUCAGUGGAGAUGUUGAAGUGCACUGCUCUAUACCUGUAACGAACUGCUUAGAAUUGGUGUUGGUUCGUUCAAUCAACUCUCCAGAACAAUUAUAUGUCCGGCUCAUCAACUCUACUGAUGAAAGAAGAACUGUUUUCUCUGUUGAUCUCAUUGGUAUAACGCCACAGCCUUUGUAGCAAUGCUCACUUGGGAGAAAAUGACUCUAUAUUUGACAGUCAAUUUUCCCUCAUCACCCAACUAGAAACAUAUCCUAACUGGAAACAUCGGUUAGGUUGUUUCAGUCAGAUUAUUUGUUACGAUGUAGGAGUAGUAUUAUAGUUGUUGACAAUGCCUUGAUAAGAUUGUUAAUUAGCCUAGUUUAUUCAAAACAAUUAUUCAUCUUAAAAUAUUCCCACCUGCAGCUGUCUCAACCAUGCCAAUCAUUUCGGCUCCUCAGACACAACCCACUGCAGUAUAGUAGCAGUUCUUCUGGUUCUAGUCGUAAUAAAGAGGACUAAACGAGGCAGAAAAGUAUUAAAUUCCAGCUGCCGUCACAUGAAAAGAAUGAAGGUGUUGAAUUGACGUCUGUUGUUGUACUCCACGAUGUUUGCAAGGAUAACAACUACAACAUACGUAGCUGACAGCGGUAUUGCCUUGUCAUCAACUUACAAUGUAAUCCGUGAAGAGAACUUACAUGACAGAGGUAAAUCAUCGUAUGAUGUAAUCCUCACUGAGGACCUUUCCGAUAUCGGUAGUGGAGUGUAUGACGUAGCACGUAAGGAGAACAUGAAUGACUCAGCAGACGCCACACGAACUCUUUACGUUGUGGUCAGUAGCGAGUACUUACCGCCACCUGGCUACGAAUCAGUCACAGCUAAAACGUCACCCAUUUCACUAUAUUACCCCCUCCUAUGAUCCGAGAGAGCAGUGAAGCUCCGUCUCUUCCUGCUCCAUACAACUCCGGAGUGGAUACUCUUUUAGAGAGUGUCGUUAACAGGUCGGUUCAGAAUGAAGUUGUGGUAACAAAGGACGAAUCAAGGCAAGGAGAUGUAUUUUCAAAUGAGAAAUGUGCAAAUAAGACAAAAGACGAUACUGAUGAUGACGGACAAGAGGAAAAGGUCAUUGUUGAGCACCUGUAUGUGAUGGUCAAAGCAGAGCCAGGUGCCAACUCAGACGAUCCCACGAGGGUCGUGUACGCUCAGGUGAACAAGAAGAAACAGAAGCUUGUCCGUCUUACUGGGUCAGCUGCAGCUGGUAUUGCAGAGCCAAUCAGCAUGCUUCUGUGGAUUCUUGUGACCGUAUUCAGCCCACUGCAAGUACAUAGCCCUAGCUGAACAAUUUGCAUGUCAUCAUGAUUGUAAUCAAAUUUUUCAACUUCCCCUCACUGGAUGCAAUAGUCCCUGUAAACCGUGUAUUUUUUCCAUAGCUAUUGUUUCAUAAUUUUACUCGUUUGUGUGAAUUUGCAUUGCUUUCUUGUAAAAUCAAUAACGCUGAUGCAUUUUAUAGGAAUUAACG